Molecule: messenger RNA, 4309 nt
Organism: Seriola aureovittata
Lineage: Eukaryota; Metazoa; Chordata; Actinopteri; Carangiformes; Carangidae
Gene: adam19b
Product: ADAM metallopeptidase domain 19b
Exons: 23
Coding region: 22-2901 (959 amino acids)
Biological process (GO): membrane protein ectodomain proteolysis
Molecular function (GO): metalloendopeptidase activity
Source: RefSeq, a predicted model, not a curated record
UUGGAGCCGUUUGUAUUUAGAAUGCGUCCAGGAGCACGUGCCCCUCCUCUUCACGCCGCGCGGUCCUCCCUGUGUGUGUGUCUCUUAGUCGUUUUCUUCCACUGUGUUGUGGCUGCAGGCGCUGUGUAUGAUGGAAGAAAUAAGCAGGGUUCACUGAAGAGCAUCCUUGACCAUGUACAGAGUUAUGAGAUUACUUAUCCCAUAUGGCUGCAUCCUCACAGACACAGGAGGUCUGCCAACAAAGAGCAUCCUGCAGAGACAGAGGUUCUGAUCUCAGCUGAGGGCCAGCAGCUCAGAAUACACCUGGAGAAAAAUGAGCAGCUGUUGGCCCCUGGAUACCAGGAAAUAUGGUACAGUCCUGAUGGAGCUCGCAAGUUCUCCUCUCCCGCCAACACCGGACACUGUUUCUACCAUGGGACAGUUCAGGGUAUCGAAGGUUCAAGCGUUGCUGUUAGCACAUGCUUAGGACUCAGGGGCCUGAUUUCUCUGAACACAAGCGUGAGCUACCUGAUAGAGCCUCUUCCUGUUUCCACGGAUGCUCAGCAGCACGCUGUGUUCAGAGCCGAGAGUCUCCAUCUCCCCGGAGGUAGCUGCCUGCAUCACCAUGGCAACAAGGGGGACGAAGAGCAGCUUAAUGACUUCAUCCAUGGAAUGAUGUCACCACGGAGCGCGAGGGAGAAAAGGGACCUGAGUAAGAACAUGAAGUAUGUAGAGCUGCUGAUGGUGGCAGACAAGGCUGAGUUUGAGAACCAUGGGAGUAGUCUCGAGAACACCAAAGUGAAACUACUGGAAGCGGCGAACUUGGUUGACAAGUACUACAAGGCUUUGAACAUCCGUGUGGCAUUAAUCGGUCUGGAGUUGUGGACCAGCCAGGACAUGAUCAGCGUGUCCGAUAACCCACACGGCACUCUGGCCGCGUUCCUGUCCUGGAGACGCAGACAGCUCGGCGUGCUCCCCAACGACAACGCUCAGCUCAUCACGGGGAAGUCAUUCCAGGGUACCACCAUUGGACUUGCACCUCUCAAAGCCAUGUGCUCCGACUAUCAGUCUGGCGGAGUGAACACGGACCACUCUGAAUCAGCUGUUGGUGUUGCCGCCACCAUGGCGCACGAGAUGGGUCACAACUUCGGCAUGAGCCAUGACAGUACUGGCUGCUGUCAGGCGAGAGCAGAGGACGGGGGUUGCAUCAUGGCUGCUGCUACUGGGCAUCCGUUUCCACGAGUGUUUAAUGGCUGUAACGAGAAGGAGCUGAAGAGCUACCUCAGCUCUGGAGGAGGGAAGUGUCUCUUCAACGUGCCUAACACCAGAACCAUAUAUGGAGGACAGCGCUGCGGCAAUGGUUACCUGGAGGAUGGAGAAGAAUGUGACUGUGGAGAGGAAGAGGAGUGCACCAGUCCUUGCUGUAAUGCCAACAACUGCACUCUGAAAGCUGGAGCUGAGUGCGCCCAUGGCAUCUGCUGUGAUAAAUGCAAGUUGAAGAGCCCAGGUGUUCUGUGCCGCCCUCCCUCAGGACCGUGCGACCUGCCAGAGUACUGCGAUGGAAAAGCAGAGUCUUGUCCUGCUAAUUUCUAUUUGGUGGAUGGUACGUCGUGCGCAGGCGGGCAGGCCUACUGUUACACCGGCAUGUGUCUGACGCUGCAGCAGCAGUGUCUGUCACUGUGGGGACGAGAUGGCCAUCCAGCCCCUGACCUGUGUUUUAAGAAGGUAAAUGAAGCUGGGGACAUGUACGGAAACUGUGGCAAAGAUCUGUUUGGGAAAUACAGGAGCUGUAAGGACAGGGAUGCUAAAUGUGGGAAAAUCCAGUGUUUAACUUCAGCCUCCAAGCCCAUUGAGAACAAUGCUGUUCGCAUAGAAACCACAGUCACUGUGGGCAACAAGAGGAUCCAGUGUAUGGGAACUCAUGUGUACAAGCCUGGGCAGGGGCAGGAGGACACACAGGGUGAUACUCUGGACCCGGGCCUGGUCAUGACUGGCACCAAGUGUGGUGAUGACUCGAUUUGCUUUAAUGGAGAAUGCCGCAAUGCAUCUUUUCUCAGAGCUGAUGAGUGCAAUGCCAAGUGCCAUGGACACGGGCUGUGUAACAACAACCAUAACUGCCACUGUGACCCAGGCUGGGCUCCUCCUCUCUGUGACCAGAAGGGGUCAGGUGGGAGUAAAGAUAGCGGACCUGUCAACAGCCACAGCAGUCUCCUUCCAGUCCUGCUCGUCCUCCCUCUGGUUGUCUUUGCGGUUUUGGCUGCUGUCGGACUGUGGUGCUGCUACAGGCAUAAACUCCACCCACUGAAAACUUCAGCUUCACCUCCACUACCAAAUUGUUCAGCCCAGACCGAGGGCAAGCCUAUGUUUGCUGAUGAUCAUGUUAACGGUCACACCAACCCAACGUUCUUGCUCAAGAAACAGCAGUCAGACCACCUGGUGAAAUCCUCUCCUCGUCCGAGCCCGUCUUGCUCAGCGCGGCCCAGACAUGGUAUUGUGCGUCCAGCAGUGAAGCCUCCUCCCAUACCUGCAUAUGCUGCACUGAAAAAAGAGCAGACGCCUCAGCCUCAGAUCCAGCCUGUAGCUUCUCCUCAGAGACAAAACUCUCCUCAGGCUUACACCACCCCUCCUUUUAAAUCUGCCCAGCUGACUGAGCAGAAACAAAACCGGGCUCCUCCUCCACCUUCAGGACCUCCACCAGGACCCCCACCACAUUGCGUGGGUACUAAAAGCCACUCACAGCCUUCAGCUGCACCUAAACCCCUACCAGACCCUCCUGACAGACCUCCACCCCCUUGUCCUGUCAACAGACCAUCAGUGGAUCAACAUCAAGUGAAAGGUCUGCAGGUUACCACCAAUGCCCUGCAGAGAGGAAAAGCUGCUUUGGCUCCAUCUGCUGGACAGAAAAAGCCAAACAGAACCUAAACUAAGAUCUCAGGGAGACGUUGGGGACCAACAUUUACAUCCAUAAAUGGACUUCCUCAAACUGUCUUUUUAGUGGCUGGCCAAGUAAACAUGGCACUGUGGGAUAUGAUGGAAUACUUGACACACUUGCUCUGUGAAUUACAGUAUAUUUAUUCUAACAUGUAUUGAGGAACGAUGGUAGAAUAAUGAGAAGUUACAGAACAUAUCACAGCGAGUAUGUCUGAAGUCUAAGAUUUAGACUUAAUUAGUGUUUUGUAAAUUUGCUCUAUGUAUCUGCUGUAUCAAUUUGAACCAGGCAGGGCUGUGAAUUUAAGAACUUUUUUUGUUUGCUUUUUUUAUUUUUUGUGAUUAUUGUCCCAGAUGUUAAUGGCAAUGUGAAAUUGUUCCAUGUGUGUCAGCAGUGUUGAAACACAGGACUAUUUAGUCACAAAGCAAAGAAAAAUGAAUGUUUACGGUAUAGCCUAUGUACUAAACAUAGUGUCUCUCGAAGAGCAUCAACUGUAAGGGGAUAUCUUAUAUUAAGAAAAGAUGCCAAUAGUGAAGUGCUUACGCUUCUUACGCGUGAAAAAUAAAGGGAUUUUAACUGGACUAAUGGGGACCAAUGAAAACCCUACAUGCAUGCUAUAAGUAUAUGCUUAUGCUGAGAGAUACAUGUGUGAUGUGUGUCAAGAAAUGUUAGAGAUUUGUCGUUUUUUAAUUUUUUUUUUGUUUUAAUUAUUUUAUAUUGUUGUGAUGUUGCACUUUUAACAGUCUUUUUAGUAUCAAAUACUCCUGAAGGCAUUAAUAUCCUGCCACAAAGUACCAACUAGUCUCAGUCACCUUUCAAGCCAACAGGGGGUGAGUAUUUGGUACUGAAAAGAUUUUGUGUGAAGCAUCACUUGAAGGUGACCAUUCAAACCCUCGUCAAUUUUAUUUCUUACUUCUGUCACUGACAAUAAGUGAUGAAGUUGUCCUUGUCCAGGGCAACAUUUCAGAUAAAUUCACAUUAGGAGCAAAAGUGAGCCAUAGUUUUGUGUACAUGUAUCAGUUAAACUUUCCAAAAUUGCACCAUAAAAUUGAAUGAUUUAAUGUGUCUGUCCAAAGAUGUUUUCAAAUCUGCUCAGUGGGAGUUCCCUCAUGACCAAAAUACUAUGUGAUUACUCUUUUACCUAAGGAGACUUUAUGUGACUGCAGAGGCAAUGAAAUAGUGAUAACUCUGGCAUUAUUUUAAGGUACUGUUGAAAACAGUGGUUCAUUUGACUGCUGAGGGGAUGAACCAGUUUGGUCAGUAAUAUGGAAAUACAGUCUGUCAGCUGCCAUGUUUUACCUUCUAAUCAGACCUAUGCAAACUCAGGCACUGAGCAACACUGUGUCUUCAACUGGAAUCUACAUGAACACGUGAAGAAUAAAAAUAUGAUGUUAUACAUUA